Lodderomyces elongisporus is the source of this 3225-nucleotide messenger RNA. RefSeq names its product Zcf29p (gene ZCF29). The record is from RefSeq and is a predicted model, not a curated record. Lineage: Eukaryota; Fungi; Ascomycota; Pichiomycetes; Serinales; Debaryomycetaceae. Gene Ontology annotation, biological process: DNA-templated transcription; positive regulation of transcription by RNA polymerase II. The transcript is spliced from 2 exons. Gene Ontology annotation, cellular component: nucleus. Bases 1 to 3225 code for a protein of 1074 amino acids. Gene Ontology annotation, molecular function: RNA polymerase II cis-regulatory region sequence-specific DNA binding; DNA-binding transcription factor activity, RNA polymerase II-specific; zinc ion binding.
AUGGAGACUGUAGAAGGAGAGAUAAACGGAUUUAUCAAAUCACCACAAGACCAGAGUAAUAAAUACCAGCCACAACAACCACAGCAGCCACUUCCCAAUGUGUACCCAUCGCGCUACUCAAGCAGCUCCUCACUCUCUACUUCCAACGGCACCUUAUACUCAUCCACUAGAGACUCAUUCUCAUCAAGCAACUCAAGUAAUUCGCUAGAGUACCCAAACAUUCCAAACACAAGAAAUGUCAUGUCUCUCCCCACAAUCCAUGACGCAUCAAACUCACAUUCCAAUGCAAAUUCUAACAUAGAGUUGGUGCAAGACGAAUUGGUAUUGCUCAAACAAAAGUUGAGCAAUUUAGAACAACAAUUGACAGUGCAACAACAACAACAAUUGCAAGCAUUGUUUCCAUACCAAAAUCAACAAACUGUAGAAAGCCAGUCCAAUCAACAAAGCCAACUAAACUCGCCAAAUCUUUUACAAGGAUAUUCUCAACAGAGAAAUAUAGAACUUGGCAACACUGUGAAUAAUGGAAGUAGUACAAAAACCCCUGGAUGUCCAUUGCAAGGAUACUUUACAAACGAUUCAACAGCUGCAUCAUCACAAAAAACAAGAGAGAUUGGUGAAGAUGUAGGUCCCAUUGAACUCAAAUCCUUACUCGGAUUCAACCCUAUAGACUCACCCAACGACAAGAUCAAUUUCCACGAUGGAUACAACCCGUCAAAAGAUAGAGAACCAACACGCAGAAAACAUUUGGGCCCAUUGGCAUGGAAAACUUUACUCAAAAUAGACAAUGCCAUGGUUCCAGUAUGGGCACACAUGGCCAAUAUCAAAAACAGAUAUAGGACUCGCGGGUUUAUGCCCCACGCCGAAGAUGGCGCAACCCAAGCAGAAAAGAACUUUUCCGAAAAGGUUUAUAACGACGAAUGCGAAGGGGAAGUAAGACCAUUUAGAGAAACCGUUACCAAACCAGUGACUUCGAACCCAUCGAAAUUACUCAUCACACAAGAACAACUACACGAAAAAGCACUUUGUCUUGGUCUUUCUUUUUACCAAGGUGGUUUAGACGCAGAAAUGGAGUUGGUGGAAAAGAUUAGACUUGUUUUACCAAAACAAAAAGUCAUUUGGAAAUUAUACAAUCGAUUCUUUACCCACUUGUACGCUGCGCUCCCAUUAUUGGAUGAAGUUGAAUUAAAGACACAAUUGGAAAAAUUAAUUGGGCCCGAGGAUUACAAAGAAACAAAAGUAACUGUUCACGUUGAGAAAAAAUUGGACUUUGCUUACUUGGGCAUACUCUUGAUUGUCCUUCGAUUUAGUUACAUCUCGUUGUUCAGUCACGAUUCAACAAUAAACGAAAUCAAUUUCCAAACCCAUGACCCAUCACCAAAAGCCCAGCUUGUAAAGUUUUUGUUGAAUAACCCAAUUGAUAUUGACGUGAUUGAUGUUGCUCAACUGUGCUUGGACCAAUUCAAUAUUAUGCGCACACCAAGCUUGACCUUGAUGCAAUUGGCAUUAAUGACUAGAGUAUACCACCUGUAUGCUCCUGAAGAUGGAGACGGUAUGGAUGGUGGCGAUGCACAAAUAUUCAAUGCUAGUUUAAUUCAAAUGGCAAAACUGAUUGGCUUACACCGGGACCCAGACAAUUUCCAAGAGAAUUAUUACGAUGAAAGAACCAAUCACUUGGGACGCAAAAUAUGGUACUACUUGUUAAUAAUGGAUAUGAAUCAUGCAAUGGCCAAUGGAACUUCAUUAAUGGUGGAUAUAGAUGAGUUUGAUACUAAGCAUCCAACUUAUUCACCAGGAAACGAAAAUGUUAUUGAUGUAGAACUGGAAAAGAUUGCAUGUUCAUGUUUCCCAGAUUUCCACAUUGUAUAUGGCCAAAUGAGUACGAUAUUCAAGAUGAUUUCGAAAGUUCGGGGCUCGGUCAGUAUGACAGAGCUUGUUAAGAGCGUUAAUUCAAUGGAGAUUCAUUUCAGAGAAAAAUAUGGAUCAUUGGGCCACAACUACAAUAUGUCUUCAUCUUCCAAGAAUACCAUGCCAGAUGCAAUUAGACUCAAGAUAUUUUUCCAGGGCGGGUUUUUCUUGGUGUCAAUGUACCUUCACAUUUUCAACUAUUACGAGAAAAAGAAUAAUCUUCAAUUAGCUUAUUAUUAUAUCAAAAAAAUGUUGGCUGUCGUUAUUGACGAAAUGAUGCCAUGUUUCAGUUGUUGUGUGAGUCAUAAACAAAAUAUGUUUAGAAACUCGAUCGAUUUGAUUGCCACGCCAAGUUUUGAAAUGGUGGCGCAUAAGUCAAUGGUUGUUAUUCUUGGCAUCUUUUUGAGACUCAAAUUUUUCACACAUUCAAUGGAAAAAGGUCCUGACCACUCGAUCAAGAUGAAAUCUUAUGAGACACAGGAUGUCAAGUAUCAAACACAUUUCCAGAAACUACUUAAUGUUACUGAUUUGCUAAUGAAAUGUUGGGAAGUUUAUAGAGAUGGGUUGCGCAGGUUAUCACAACGGUAUUAUUACGCUUGGGUUGUUACCAAGGCACAGCAGUUUUUGAAAAUCUUGCUUAAUGACGACUACUUGUCGACUUAUAAGCCAACAUUGAUACUCCCACCGUUUACCACUGGAAUGUUGACAAAAUUGGAAGAGUUGGCAGAAACUUCGUUAGCAAGAAUACAACAACUGAAAAAGGCAAGCAAGAAUGGGAGGAGAGCAGAUGCGGAAGAUACUGAUGGCAAUGGCAAUUUGAAUGUGAGUGGUAAUAACUAUUCCGCUAUGGCGGGUACUAAUUCCGAUAUGAGCACCGAUGACAUUUCAAUUAAUCAUAAAAACUCUGUUGGUUCAACCUCGAGUGCUGAGGAGUACAAACCCAAUGAACAAAUUGAUAGUAUAUGGCUACAAAUGAUGAAUAUGAAGAAUGAUGACCCAACAAACAAAUUUUAUGGUAAUUCCAAUACAGGAGAGAUGAUGAACAACCCAUUAACGGCCCAAACACCUAGUUUUCUUGCUCAAAAUAUGGAUGGUUCGGGUGUUGGAUUUAGUCCUGGGAUCGGAUUGUCACAGUAUUCUUUUGGUUCACAGGGUGUAAUGAAUUCUGGAAUUGCAGCUGGAGGCAAUAAUGGGGUUAGUGGGUUUGGUGGAGGUGGUGUUAGUGGUGGUGGUUACAAUUUUUCUUCAAUUUUUGAUACCAACAGUGUGAAUAUGUUUGAGAACUUCCCCAUUGAUGAGUUUUUCAAAGAUUUGUCUUGA